This is a messenger RNA of Nerophis lumbriciformis (worm pipefish), 1815 nucleotides long. NCBI's taxonomy places the organism in Eukaryota, Metazoa, Chordata, Actinopteri, Syngnathiformes, Syngnathidae. The record is from RefSeq and is a predicted model, not a curated record.
AUGAAUUCGCUCACAAGGAGAGCGGCGUUGCAUCUCUUUCGACGCUCGACCACUGCGGUUGUAGCGGCCGGCGGGCUGCCCUUACAGGCGGCGAAGGUUUGCCAUGGCGGGGCGAGAUGCAAAGGCAGCGUUAGCACCAAGAAGCGCGGCUAUGACAUCACUAGGAACCCCCACCUCAAUAAGGGAAUGGCAUUCACCCUGGAAGAGCGCUUGCAGCUGGGCAUCCACGGCCUGCUUCCCCCUUGCUUUUUGUCCCAGGAUGUCCAAGUGCUUCGUGUCAUGAAGAGUUAUGAAACACGUGUCAAUCCUCUCGACAAGUACAUCCUGCUGAUGACGCUACAAGACAGGAACGAGAAGCUCUUUUACCGAGUGCUCACGUCGGAUAUCGAGGAAUUCAUGCCCAUCGUCUACACGCCAACUGUUGGCUUGGCCUGCCAGCAGUAUGGCCUGGCCUUCAGGAGGCCACGUGGACUUUUCAUCACCAUCCAUGAUAGAGGCCACAUUGCAACACUGCUCAACUCCUGGCCUGAAGAGAACAUAAAGGCUAUCGUAGUGACAGACGGUGAGCGUAUCCUCGGGCUAGGGGAUCUGGGCAGCUACGGCAUGGGUAUUCCUGUGGGGAAAUUGGCGUUGUACACCGCCUGUGGCGGAGUUCGGCCACAGCAGUGCCUCCCUGUGUUGCUGGACGUGGGAACCGAUAACCAGAACCUACUCAACGAUCCCCUGUACAUUGGCUUAAAGCAUAACAGAAUCCGCGGGAAGGAGUACGACGAGCUUAUCGACGAGUUCAUGCAGGCCGUGACGGACAAGUAUGGGAUGAACUGCCUGAUUCAAUUUGAGGAUUUUGCCAACAGCAACGCUUUCCGCAUUCUCAACAAAUACAGGAAUCGCUACUGUACCUUCAACGACGACAUUCAAGGCACGGCGUCUGUCGCGGUGGCUGGGUUGUUGGCAGCUUUGAAGAUCACCAAAGAUAAAUUGUCUGACCACAAGUUCGUUUUCCAGGGUGCCGGCGAGGCCGCUUUGGGCAUUGCUCACCUGCUUAUGAUGGCCAUGGCCAAGGAGGGCUUGUCUCGAAGUGAAGCCUCCAAAAGGAUCUGGAUGGUGGACUCCAAAGGUCUCAUUGUGAAGGGUCGAAGUCAUCUGAACCAUGAGAAAGAGGAGUUUGCGCAUGAGCAUCCCCACUUGAGGACCUUGGAGGAAGUGGUGCACACCAUCAAGCCUACUGCCAUAAUUGGAGUCGCAGCCAUUGCAGGCGCAUUCACCGAGAAGAUAAUUAAGGAUAUGGCGGCCAACAAUGAGCGGCCCAUCAUUUUUGCCCUUAGCAACCCCACCAGCAAGGCCGAGUGUACGGCAGAGCAGUGUUACAAUCUUACAGAGGGACGCGGAAUCUUUGCUAGCGGGAGUCCAUUCAACAAAGUGACUCUGGCCGAUGGGCGCUCGUUUUACCCCGGCCAGGGAAACAACGCCUACGUGUUCCCCGGGGUGGCAUUGGGUGUCAUCGCCUGCGGCGUUCGCCACAUAUCCGAUGACAUUUUCCUCACCACUGCAGAGGCCAUUGCUGACAUGGUGACUGAGGAGCAUUUGGCUGAGGGGCGACUCUACCCUCCUCUCAACACCAUCAGAGAGGUGUCCUUUAAGAUUGCUGUCAAGAUUGUCAACUAUGCAUACAAGAAUAACAUGGCGUCGCUAUAUCCGGAACCAAAAGACAAGGAAGCAUUUGUUCUCUCGCAUAUCUACAGCCCAGACUACGAUUCGUUCACACUGGACUCUUACACUUGGCCGCAGGAGGCCAUGAACGUGCAGGAUGUUUGA